Messenger RNA from Nymphalis io (European peacock), 1383 nucleotides. RefSeq names its product SKI family transcriptional corepressor 2 (gene fuss). Gene Ontology annotation, molecular function: DNA-binding transcription factor activity, RNA polymerase II-specific; SMAD binding; RNA polymerase II cis-regulatory region sequence-specific DNA binding. Gene Ontology annotation, cellular component: transcription regulator complex; nucleus. Bases 1 to 1383 code for a protein of 460 amino acids. Gene Ontology annotation, biological process: negative regulation of transcription by RNA polymerase II; negative regulation of BMP signaling pathway. The transcript has 9 exons. The record is from RefSeq and is a predicted model, not a curated record. Lineage: Eukaryota; Metazoa; Arthropoda; Insecta; Lepidoptera; Nymphalidae.
AUGGAGGCAACGAACUUGGCGCUGUCACCGCGUGAAACGCUUAAACCCCGCUCGGAACACAAAGCGCUAGAAAUGAAUAGUAAACCUAACCAAGUGGGGACGGUGUUAUUAUACGGCGUGCCAAUAGUGUCUCUAGUCAUCGAGGGUAACGAAAGAUUGUGCCUUGCCCAGAUAUCGAACACUUUGCUAAAACAGUUCUCCUACAACGAGAUACACAAUCGUCGUGUAGCGUUGGGCAUCACGUGUGUUCAAUGUACACCGGUCCAGCUGGAGAUAUUGAGACGGGCUGGAGCGAUGCCUGUUUCGUCCAGACGUUGUGGUAUGAUAACCCGUCGGGAAGCGGAACGCCUGUGCAAAUCGUUUCUAGGCGACAACGCGCCGCCUCGGUUACCCGAUGAUUUCGCAUUCGCUGUUCAUCACGAAUGUGCGUGGGGAUGUAGAGGUGCUUUUCUUCCAGCCAGGUACAAUUCGUCCCGAGCAAAAUGCAUCAAGUGCGCGUAUUGUGGAUUAUUUUUCUCUCCAAACAAAUUCAUCUUUCAUUCACACCGCGUUGGUCCUGGUGACAAAUACGUUCAGCCUGAUGCAGCUAACUUCAAUUCCUGGAGACGACACAUGAAGCUAAGUGGUAGUCCGCCGGUAGAGGUUGUUCACGCUUGGGAGGAUGUCAAGGCCAUGUUCAAUGGUGGAACAAGGAAGAGAAUGCUGUCUGCUGCUAGAAGAGUACCAAUUCGCAGGCCGGAAGUGGAACCCGAGGCUAAGCGUGUUGCUGCCAGCCCUCCAGCCCACACUCCAGUUCCAAGGCUUGCAGACUAUGUAUGGGGAGCUAGACUUCCAUUGCCAUACGCUCUACCCUGGUUAAAACCAACUUUGUGGUCACCUGGUGCGUUAACUGCUUUAAGUAGCGUCGGCACUAUUGAGGAGCCGCGUGCUUUUCGACCGGUGCGCUCACAUCGCUUAGAAUCGCCUCAAACUUCACCUAUAGUGUCGCCAUCGAGGUCACCGAACAGAUCACCAGCAACCUCACCAAGACAGUCUCGUUCUCCACUUCGCUCCCCGCUCCGCUCGCCGCUCCGCUCAUCGCCAGCUCGCUCCUCCAAAAGCGACAGAGAUAGCGAUGAGAGUGUUGAUAUUGAGACCACGGAGGAAGAUCAGACGAAGGACUUGAGGUGUUCCUGGCCAUGUCGUUCAGCUCCUACACCUCGGCCUGAAGACUGCUGGAGUGGGUUAGUGCCGAAGAUAGAGAGGGAAGAGGAUCGGGAACCAUGGCGGUUGCCCGACCUGCGCCCCUCUUUGCAUUACAUGCAUGAUCGUGAAAGAGAUAGUUGCGCGGCUUGCGUCGCCCCAAUACCUCUGCUACCGCCCCCUGCACCAGCGCCGCACUAA